Messenger RNA from Ochotona curzoniae (black-lipped pika), 2906 nucleotides. It is a transcript of the gene OPRL1, whose product is annotated as opioid related nociceptin receptor 1. Bases 445 to 1557 code for a protein of 370 amino acids. The transcript is spliced from 4 exons. Lineage: Eukaryota; Metazoa; Chordata; Mammalia; Lagomorpha; Ochotonidae. Gene Ontology annotation, cellular component: neuron projection; membrane. Gene Ontology annotation, molecular function: nociceptin receptor activity; neuropeptide binding. The record is from RefSeq and is a predicted model, not a curated record. Gene Ontology annotation, biological process: neuropeptide signaling pathway; sensory perception of pain.
GUGGACGGGGGGUGGGUGGGGGGGAACGGGCCGAGUUCCCGGUGGCUCCUGCAGGGACCCCAGCGUGAAACCACGAAUGCCCAGGCUUUGACUCAGUGUACGGGUGAGCCCGAUCCUGCUCUGGAAGUGGUUAGUAGUGUACGCUGCCACCUGCGGACUGCUCCUGUCUGCCUCCGCAUGACCUGGCCGGCUCUGGGAGUCUACUUCCUUCCCACAGACGUUUUCCACCCGCACCGCUGCUCCCAGCACGUUUCCUGCAGGCCGCGAGAGCUGCCCAUCCUUUCCGGCCCCCAUCCAACCAGUCCAACAGCAAGGCAGACCAACUGGACCAACUGACCAACUGGACCGCCAGAGCCAGAAUUGGACCAGACGAGAGGCCGGGAGUGGCAGGGAGAGGCUGCCCAAGUGCAGCUCUGCCAGAACGCAGGAGGCCAGGUGCCGCUGAUGGAGUCCCUGUUCCCAGCUCCAUUCUGGGAGGAGCUGUAUGGCCGCCACCUGCAGGGCAACCUAUCUCUGCUGGGUCCCAACCACAGCCUGCCACCUGCCCACCUGCUGCCAAACGCCAGCCACGGGGCCUUCCUGCCCCUGGGGCUCCAGACCACCAUCGUAGGGCUCUACCUGGCCGUGUGUGUUGGUGGGCUCCUGGGAAACUGCCUCGUCAUGUAUGUCAUCCUCAGGCACACCAAGAUGAAGACAGCCACCAACAUCUAUAUUUUCAACCUGGCCCUGGCAGACACCCUGGUGCUGCUUACUCUGCCUUUCCAGGGCACUGACAUCCUGCUGGGCUUCUGGCCAUUCGGCAAUGCCGUGUGCAAGGCCGUCAUUGCCAUCGACUACUACAACAUGUUUACUAGCACCUUCACCCUGACUGCCAUGAGUGUCGACCGCUAUGUGGCUAUCUGCCAUCCCAUCCGAGCCCUGGAUGUUCGCACCUCCAGCAAAGCCCAGGCUGUGAAUGUGGCCAUCUGGGCCUUGGCCUCUGUGGUUGGUGUCCCCGUUGCCAUCAUGGGCUCGGCACAGGUGGAGGAUGAAGAGAUCGAGUGUCUGGUGGACAUUCCUGCCCCUCAGGACUACUGGGGCCCAGUGUUUGCUGUCUGCAUCUUCCUCUUCUCCUUCGUCAUCCCCGUGCUCAUCAUCUCUGUCUGCUACAGCCUCAUGAUCCGGAGGCUGCGAGGUGUGCGCCUGCUCUCCGGCUCACGGGAGAAGGACCGGAACCUGCGCCGCAUCACGCGACUGGUGCUGGUGGUGGUGGCUGUGUUUGUGGGCUGCUGGACACCAGUGCAGGUGUUCGUGCUGGUGCAGGGGCUGGGCGUGCAGCCGGGUAGCGAGGCUGCUGUGGCUGCCCUGCGCUUCUGCACAGCCCUGGGCUAUGUCAACAGCUGCCUCAACCCUGUGCUCUAUGCCUUCCUGGACGAGAACUUCAAAGCCUGCUUCCGCAGGUUCUGCUGCGCGUCUACCCUGCGCCGCGAGAUGCAGUUGUCAGACCGUGUGCGAAGUGUUGCCAGGGAUGUGGCCCUAGCUUGCAAGACGCCAGACACAGUGCCACGGCCCGCAUGACUAGGCGUGGACCUGCCCAUGGGGCCCAUCAGUCCCCAGAGCCCAUCCACACCCAACACAGAGCUCACACAGGUCACUGCUCUCUAGGUUGACUCCUGAGCCGCCGACGGGCUUCACCUUGGGCCCAGGCACUUUGCAGCACCAUGGGACAGUGUUGAGGUUGCCACUGUGACCCCAUUGGACCAAGCUGCCAUUCUGGAGCAGAGAGCUCUAUAGUAUAUAUGUGCAUGCUCCCAGCUCCAUGUUACUGGCCUGUGAUCUGCUGUGGUGGCCAAGUGCUGCACAGGCACAUGCCUGCAGCGGGAAUAGCCCCUCACAGUCGUGUGCUCCACGUGUCGGUCGUGAAUUGUCUGCCAGCUGUCAGCUUUGUGGCCUUUCCUCUGGACUGCUGAGCAGGCCCGAUAUAGGCACUCCUCUGAGCUUGCCCAUCUGGCUGCACCCAUAUUACUGGCACCCUGGGAGGAUGUUUGCAGGGGUUGCCAGCCAUGGCAAGAAGCUUCUACUGACCUGUGCAGCCUGCUGCUCCCUGUGUACCCCCACCUGUGGUUCAGUCCAGGGUCCCCCACGUCCACCUGUCCUCGGGAGCCUGACUGGUGACUCCUCAGUGGGCCUCUCUUCUGGGACUGAGCUGAACGCUGCAUGCAGGAAAAGGCAGGGCUGAUCCAGCAGGUGGAGGCCGGGAGCUGUGCCUCUGGCUCAGGGUAGGAUGGUACAGCAUCCUCCAUGCGGUUCUCUAUUGUCAACUGCCUCAGCCCCAGGCCCUGGGGUGUCCGGGUGAAACUUGAGCUUCCUGCUGACCAGCGGCCUUGGGAAAGAUGUGCUCCAGCUGAACCUUGGGGGUCCUUUUCCCUGGGGCAGCAGUUGCUGACCGUGCAGAAGCUUCUCUGUGAAUGAGGCACUGACCCUUGCAACCUGGGAAGGACCUCUACCAUCAAUGAAACCUUGGCCAGGUGACCUCAGGCCCCUGGAAAGAUCAGGAAGGACUGGCUAUGCCUCAGCUGCAGAUCGUGGGCAUGGUGCUGCCCGCGCUGUCUUCUGUGUGCCUGUGCUGGCGUCUGUGUCUUGCCCCGUUCAUGCAUGCAGCAUGCAGCCAGCUUUGGCUCCCUGGGCAGGGGAAGGGCCUCAGUAAACCUCCCCUGCAGCGACUGCUCUCUUUUUCACGGGCAUUUCUGACUGUCUCUGCGGGCCCUUCUACCGACUCAGCUCAGUCCAGGUGUUGACUGGUCAUGUCUGAGGGCUGGGUGGGGCCCCCUGGGGAAGCUGGAAGCUUCUGAGUCCUACCCAUGAUGGGGUCCCUUCACGUGAGGCUCCACCCACGCCAGAGGCUCCACCCCUAUGCCCCAGGCCCC